UCAUGAUGCAUACACGGUUAUGUUUAUACACAUAAUAUAUCUACAUGUACAUGUAGGUACCAUGGUUUGAUCCAUACCCAAACUUGACAUAACCUAUGAACGAUUUAUAGUUGGACUUAGAAACAUCAGGUGAUUCACAAACUCUGCUGAAACAAUGGGAUAGGGUGUGGUUUAGCUUUUUGCUUGUUUCACUUUCAUGAGAUUGAAGCUGUCAGGGGCAAGGUAAAGGUAUAGAACCUUCUCUAAGUUCUUCUCCCACUUCUGGAACUGUUUGUGCGGUUGGUAUCAGGAGUAGUACAGGCCAGGAAGAUGACUGAGAUAACUCUGGCACAAGACAAACAACUGAUCUGGAAGCUUCGGCAAGUCAUCAAGGCAAUAGGUAACCGGGACCUCAAGAAGUUACAGGCAUUGCUUCUUAAAAAGGACAGGCCAGACCUGAACUACAUUGUACAGUUAUCUGAUCAUGGUGACACGAAGGAAGUCACACCAUUGCUGUAUGCUUGUGGAAUCAAUUCACCAGAAAUGGUAGGUGGACUGAUACAUGCAGGAGCAAAGGUCAACUGCAAAGUUUGGGGCUAUUCUCCUCUCUCACACGCAAUAAGUGACGGUAAAGUUGCUUUAGUGGAAAAACUCCUGGACUGUGGAGCCAUCCCUGUGAAGGGAGAGUCGGAUCUGUGGAAAGCCAUGGAACUGAAGCACGACACUUUUGCAGACAAACAGACGAGACGAGGAAUUGUCGCCCUGUUGUGUAAACAUGGUGUAGACGUGAAUGAGGAGCGACUUGACAAGCCACCUGCACUCCACACUGCUGUGAAUGAAGGUGACUUUGCCAUCUGCGAAAUUCUUGUUAAUUCAGGAGCAGACAAAACUGCAGUCGACAGCGCUGCGAAUGGCAACACACCACUACAUGUUGCCGUUGCCAGAAAGUCUGAGGUCAAAAUGGUGAACCUCCUAUGUCACGAGAACUGUCUGAAUGCGCACAACAAGACUGGGUUUACACCUUUGCAUCUAGCUGCAGAAAUUGGUGACAAGAGCACGGUGUGGACUCUCAUCCAGGCAGGGGCUGACAUCAAUGUCCAGGCACCAGAGACUAAGUGGACUCCAAUGGACAUGGCACGGCACAACAACAACAAACAGGUUGUGGAAUACCUGAUCACAUGUGCACAGAGCAAGACAGAACAGAAGGAGAAGGAACAACCGGUGUUCCGAAGAAGAACGGCACCACCUGAUAAUGAACAAUCUCAGCUCAAAGCAAAGAAUCUCCUCUUACAAGACGAAAAAAAUCAUCUUGAAGAGAGGCUGCGAGCUCAAGAAGAAAAGCAUCAACAGGUAGUAGCGCAGCUCGUUCAAGAGACGAAAGAACUGAAAGAGCAAAACAGGAAACUGGAAGAUUGUUUGAAAGAACUAGAACAACAGUAUCGGGAUAAGUUGUACCCAGGCGGUCACCCCAUGCCUAUGUCGGAGAGACACAGGGAACUGUUGACCUUGAACCGUGAUGCUUUUGUUUCUGACCUGCACAUCAGCAUUGUCAUAACAGCUCUGAGGAAGAACAGGGUCCUCGACCAAGAAAUGGAGGAAAUCAUCUGCUCUUGCAGGACCCGGAACGACACAAACAGGAAGUUGUUGGACAUUCUGCCCACCCGAGGAGAAGCAGCGUUCUACGUGUUCCGGCAGGCGCUGAGAGAAGACCCCGGGAGUGAACACCUAGCUGUGCUACUGAAUGAGGAAGACACUACUCAGUCUGCAUAUUAGCUAGAAUUAUCGACCUGUUAAAACUAUGGAGAAUCAUGUCAUCAUUCUGCUUCAGUACCAAGGUCAGCCACCAGGAGGCCCAAAUUUCACCUUGACCUUUUUCUUUCGAAGACCUACCCUCAUACCAAGUAUCACAAUCCAUAAAGGCCUUUUGAUGUUAUGCUGACCACAAAUAUGCUAAAACAAAUCAUGUACACAGACACACAUCACACACACACACAGAGGCCAAAAUCAAAACCUUUAUUUUUCAUGGAGGUAACAAGGAUACCUUUAGCGAUCAAUUAGAUGUACGAGUUGGGCUGUUUUGAGCAAACAGCAAUUUUUGUUACUAUACACCUGAGCAGUUAAGACUAAUUAGAUUUUAAGAAGACCUCCAGUCCAUUUAUAUUGUAUCAUUUUUCUUGUCAUUUUAGUAGCCCUUAGCUCUAUUCUGUCAUCCUUGCCCCAAGAGUGUUGCAGACUACAUGUGUAGUAGAUUAUUAAUGCAGAAGGAUAAAGAUUACAAUAUCAUGUAAUCCUCAUUCCCCACUUUGUGACCUUGCUCAAUGACACUUCUAUCAUCUAUACGGACGUACAUGUGUAUAACCUACAUUGCAGACAAGCUAACAACCUUGUGCUCAUUGCCCAUAAUAAGUUGAUUUAUUGCCUUAGCUGAUACAGGAUUAUAUUCAGGGCACACAUGUACAUGUACAUGUACAUGUAACAUGUACACAUUGUGUGUGCGGCACGAUUCAAACACCAGGGUAAUUUAUCAGUACCAAAUAAAGAUGUCAUUUUUUGUAGUUCAUAGAAAGUGCCUCUCCAAAUAAAUCCUGAUAAUGAUAGCUAUAGCUGACCAGCUUGAUAGCCCCAUUCUGGGCUAGAAGUUUCAGGGAAGUUUGCUGUAUUUUGCUGGUUUCUACACAUGUAUGAGAACUUGAUAUUUCUUCAGAUACAUUAUUAUGUUCAAACUCACCUGUGAAUACAGCUUUUGCCCAGAACAAUACAUACUUGAAGAAAACAUCGUAAAUCUUCAUUAAGAUCUGUCAUCAAGUAUAGAUAAGAACGAAACGUUGCUAUCCAACAGUUCAUUACAC
Messenger RNA from Branchiostoma belcheri (Belcher's lancelet), 2828 nucleotides. RefSeq names its product ankyrin repeat and KH domain-containing protein 1-like. NCBI's taxonomy places the organism in Eukaryota, Metazoa, Chordata, Leptocardii, Amphioxiformes, Branchiostomatidae. The record is from RefSeq and is a predicted model, not a curated record. The coding region runs from base 310 to 1752 and encodes 480 amino acids. Gene Ontology annotation, molecular function: protein binding. Gene Ontology annotation, biological process: regulation of apoptotic process. The transcript has a single exon.